Messenger RNA from Marmota monax (woodchuck), 3412 nucleotides. It is a transcript of the gene Rnf112, whose product is annotated as ring finger protein 112. The record is from RefSeq and is a predicted model, not a curated record. Gene Ontology annotation, biological process: endoplasmic reticulum organization; protein homooligomerization. The transcript is spliced from 15 exons. Lineage: Eukaryota; Metazoa; Chordata; Mammalia; Rodentia; Sciuridae. Gene Ontology annotation, molecular function: GTP binding; metal ion binding; GTPase activity. The coding region runs from base 295 to 2370 and encodes 691 amino acids.
CUGUCUACCAGGAGGAAGGAGGCAGAAGGAGAGCAGGCACUGAGAGAGCUCCUCUUCAGGAUCUGGAGACUGAUUCUGGAGAGGUACCAUGGGCCAGGUUGUGUGCUGUGGGCAGAAGGAAGAAGUACUGCAUGAAUGUGAGGCCUGCAGCAAGUGGCCUCUCCUGCCAGGGAGGAGUUCUGUCCUGCCAGCUGCUGAGCUGUGGACUAAUGGGAUACACAGCGGUUUGCUCCGGCCCUCCUUGGGCCCACCACACAGAUGUGUGCAGGAACAGUGGAUAACAAAUAACGGCCAAUGGGCAAACAAUGGAGCUCUGACAGGGAGUCAGCUCCUCUGGGGAAACCAUCCCUUGCCCCACCCUCCACCUGCCACCGCCCAGCAAGCCCUCCGGGAGAAAAGCCAUCCUUGCCUCCGGUGAAGGUCUUGGUGGGCCUCUCUCUGCGUUGGACCCCCUCUCUGUUCCAGCCUCCCAUGCCGAGGCCCACCUUGUCAGUCACUUCCUUUUGUCAUCGGCUUGGCAAACGGGAGAGAAAACGGAGCUUCAUGGGAAACAGCAGCAACAGUUGGUCCCAUGCACCAUUUCCCAAGUUGGAGCUGGGCCUGGGGCCCCGUCCCACGGCACCCCGGGAGCUGCCCGCCUGCUCCAUCUGCCUGGAGAGACUUCGUGAGCCCAUCUCACUGGACUGUGGCCACGACUUUUGCAUUCGGUGCUUCAGCACACACCGGGUCCCAGGCUGUGAGCCGCCCUGCUGCCCCGAGUGCAGAAAGAUCUGCAAGCAGAAGAAGGGACUCCGCAGUCUGGGGGAGAAGAUGAAGCUCCUGCCACAGCGACCUCUACCCCCUGUGCUGCAGGAGAACUGUGCCGUGAGGGCGGAGCCACUUCUCCUUGUACGCAUCAAUGCUUCUGGAGGCCUCAUCCUUAGGAUGGGGGCCAUCAACCGCUGCCUGAAGCACCCCCUGGCCAGGGACACCCCUGUGUGCCUCCUUGCUGUCCUGGGGGAGCAGCACUCAGGGAAGUCCUCUCUCCUUGAUCACUUGCUCCGAGGCUUGCCGGGCUUGGAGUCCAGUGAGGGCAGCUGGCCCAGAGGAGGAGAGGGUUUCUUGCAGGGAUUCAGGUGGGGUGCUAAUGGCCUUACCAGGGGCAUAUGGAUGUGGAGUCACCCCUUCCUGCUGGGGAAAGAAGGGAAGAAGGUGGCUGUGUUCCUCGUGGACACAGGGGAUUCGAUGAGCUCUGAACUGAGCAGGGAAACAAGGAUCAAGCUCUGUGCUCUCACCAUGAUGCUGAGCUCCUACCAGAUCCUGAAUACCUCCCAGGAGCUGAGGGACACAGACCUGGAUUACCUAGAGAUGUUUGUACACGUGGCCGAAGUGAUGGGCAAACAUUAUGGGAUGGUGCCAAUCCAGCAUCUGGACCUCUUAGUUCGUGACUCAUCCAUCUCCAAUAAAGCAGGGCAGGGGCACGUGGGUGAUAUCCUGCAGAGAUUGUCCAGCAAAUACCCCAAGGUCCAGGAGCUGCUGCUAGGGAAACGAGCCCGUUGUUACCUCCUGCCCAAGCCAGGGAGGCAGUGGGUGAACAAAGGCCAAGGAAGCCCAGGAGGUGAUGCAGAUGAGGAUUUCUGCCACCUUCUUCAGCCCUACGUUUCUGAUGUUCUGAGCACAGCUCCCCAGCACGCAAAGAGCCGCUGCCAGGGAUACUGGAGCGAGGGGCGCACAGUGGCCAGGGGGGACAGACGCCUGCUCACGGGGCAGCAGCUAGCUCAGGAGAUCAAGAACCUCUCAGGCUGGAUGGGGAGAACGGGGCCAGGUUUCAGCUCUCCGGAGGAGAUGGCUGCUCAGCUGCAUGACCUGAGGAAAGUGGAAGCUGCCAAGAAGGAAUUUGAGGAGUAUGUGAGGCAGCAGGACAUAGCCACCAAGCGCAUCUUUUCUGCUCUCCGGGUCCUGCCUGACACCAUGCGGAACCUCCUCUCCACCCAGAAGGAUGCCAUCUUGGCCCGCCAUGGCGUGGCCUUACUGUGCAAGGAGAGAGAGCAGACCUUGGAGGCUCUGGAGGCUGAGCUGCAAGCCAAGGCCAAGGCCUUCAUGGACUCCUACACUAUGCGCUUCUGUGGCCAUCUGGCUGCCGUGGGGGGUGCCGUAGGGGCCGGGCUCAUGGGCCUAGCAGGGGGUGUGGUAGGUGCCGGCAUGGCUGCAGCUGCGUUAGCUGCAGAGGCUGGGAUGGUGGCAGCCGGGGCGGCAGUGGGAGCUACAGGGGCUGCCGUGGUUGGGGGUGGUGUGGGCGCUGGGCUGGCUGCCACUGUGGGCUGCAUGGAGAAGGAGGAGGAUGAAAGGGUGCUCGGAGGGGACCGAGAGCCCCUUCUCCAGGAAGAGUGACCAGCCUAGGACAUGUUAAAGGGCAGGAGAGAUGUGAAGUGGGGGAAGAAAGUAGUGGGGGUGGGACCGAUCCAGGGGUUCUGAGGGCCCCACAACUACCAUCCUGCCCCUGUUGAAUGCUCAGUGUCCAGGUAGCUGGCUGAGCUGGGGACUCAGGAUGGUUCCAGGAAUCUGGAGGUGCUUCCUGUGGGUCAGGAGGCAGUACUUGGAGGCAGUGAAUAGAGCAUCGUGCCUGUGUCUAUAAUGGUUGCUGAUUUGCUGCCCUCCUAGUCCUAGGUAAACUUGACUCCUGUUUAUUUCCUUGGACGAUCCUGGAUUAUAGGAGGGUUGAGCAGAUACCAUCCUAGAAGUCUACCCCUGUCCUUUCCUAGAUGGGAGAGGCCCCAGGAUGAUUGACCUUGAUGUUCGGGAGGCAGGAGCACUAACAAGGGGCUGGGAGAGAGGAAGGGGAUGCAGGACUGAGCCAAAGAGGCAGGGUAUAAGAGAGAGGCCUAAACCCCUGAAGAGUCAGACUUGCUUUCAGGACUCUUCCCAUAGCUGCUGCAGCUGGAUUAAGGUGUCUGCCUGCCCUCUGCUCUGUGGCUGGAUGUCUGUCUGUGCAUCCUGAGCCACCCCUGCACCCAGCCCUCUCUGCAGGCCUCUCUUGGGCUUAUGCCCUUUGUCAAGCCUAUUCAGACGGAGAAGUGCCCAUGUUCUUUGUGGACUGCCCUCACCACAAUCGAUUAAAUGCCAAAGAAUCACACUUCAAUCGCAUUCUGUGCUAAUAAGUCUAUGCCAGAUUCUGUCAAAGUCUUGCAAAGGAAAACAAAGUGUGCAGAUUCUAUCCUUAAACAGACACUUUCUCCCCUGAGCUUGUGUGAGAGGCCACUUUAUUCCAUCUUUGCAACUCCCUCAAUGUCAGGCCCCACAAGGAACAUGAGAGCAGGAACUUCUCCCUGGGGGAUGUAAAGUCCUACUAGGAAGACUUUUGGGCUAUUAAGCUGUAACGAAUGCUGAGAACAUGACCCUCUAUUUUAUUAAAAAUAAAAUGUGUGUAUCUGAA